Rhinolophus ferrumequinum (greater horseshoe bat) is the source of this 4810-nucleotide messenger RNA. It is a transcript of the gene HMGCR, whose product is annotated as 3-hydroxy-3-methylglutaryl-CoA reductase. Gene Ontology annotation, cellular component: peroxisomal membrane; endoplasmic reticulum membrane. The coding region runs from base 180 to 2846 and encodes 888 amino acids. The transcript is spliced from 20 exons. Gene Ontology annotation, molecular function: NADP binding; protein binding; hydroxymethylglutaryl-CoA reductase (NADPH) activity. The record is from RefSeq and is a predicted model, not a curated record. Gene Ontology annotation, biological process: sterol biosynthetic process; isoprenoid biosynthetic process; coenzyme A metabolic process. NCBI's taxonomy places the organism in Eukaryota, Metazoa, Chordata, Mammalia, Chiroptera, Rhinolophidae.
CGUAAGCCGAAGAUUCCUUCCGCUCCGCGUCUCCGUUGACUGGGGACAGGCAGGGCGCUGGAGCCGGGGUUAGGUGGCCUCUAGUGAGAUCCGGAGGUGAGGCGGACGACGGCCGCGAAGACGGGACCAGGGCGGCCGGGAGCGGGGCAGCAGUAGGACCCAAAGAUUCUGUAGCUACAAUGUUGUCAAGACUUUUCCGAAUGCAUGGCCUCUUUGUGGCCUCCCAUCCCUGGGAAGUCAUAGUGGGGACAGUGACGCUGACCAUCUGUAUGAUGUCCAUGAACAUGUUUACUGGGAACAAUAAGAUCUGUGGUUGGAAUUAUGAAUGUCCAAAGUUUGAAGAGGAUGUUUUGAGCAGUGACAUUAUAAUUCUGACAAUAACGCGAUGCAUAGCAAUUCUGUAUAUUUACUUCCAGUUCCAGAAUUUACGUCAACUUGGAUCAAAAUAUAUUUUGGGUAUUGCUGGCCUCUUCACAAUUUUCUCAAGUUUUGUAUUCAGUACGGUUGUCAUUCAUUUCUUAGAUAAAGAAUUGACAGGCUUGAAUGAAGCUUUGCCCUUUUUUCUACUUUUGAUUGACCUUUCCAGAGCAAGUGCACUAGCAAAGUUUGCCCUUAGUUCCAACUCACAGGAUGAAGUAAGGGAAAAUAUUGCUCGUGGAAUGGCAAUUUUAGGUCCCACAUUCACCCUUGAUGCUCUUGUAGAAUGUCUUGUGAUUGGAGUUGGUACCAUGUCAGGGGUACGUCAGCUUGAAAUUAUGUGCUGCUUUGGCUGCAUGUCAGUUCUUGCCAACUACUUUGUGUUCAUGACUUUCUUCCCAGCUUGUGUGUCCUUGGUUUUAGAGCUUUCUCGGGAAAGCCGCGAGGGUCGUCCAAUUUGGCAGCUCAGCCAUUUUGCCCGAGUUUUAGAAGAAGAAGAAAAUAAACCAAAUCCUGUUACUCAGAGGGUUAAGAUGAUUAUGUCUCUAGGCUUGGUUCUCGUUCACGCUCACAGUCGCUGGAUAGCUGAUCCUUCUCCUCAAAAUAGUACGGCAGAAAAUUCUAAGGUUUCUUUAGGAUUGGAUGAAAAUGUGUCCAAGAGAAUUGAACCAAGUGUUUCCCUCUGGCAAUUUUAUCUCUCUAAAAUGAUCAGCAUGGAUAUUGAACAAGUUAUUACCCUAAGUUUAGCUCUCCUUUUGGCUGUCAAGUAUAUCUUCUUUGAACAAGCAGAGACAGAGUCUACACUCUCAUUAAAAAACCCUAUCACAUCUCCUGUAGUAACCCAAAAGAAGGUCCCAGAUGAUUGUUGUAGACGCGACCCUAUAGUGGUCAAAAAUAACCAGAAAUUCCAUGCCAUGGAAGAGGAGACCAGGAAAAACAGAGAAACGAAAGCUGAGGUUAUAAAACCCUUAGUGGCAGAAACUGACACCUCAAAUCGAGCUACGUUUGUGGUUGGUAAUUCCUCCUUACUCAAUACUUCACUGGAACUAGAGACACAGGAACCUGAAAUUGAACUUCCCAAGGAGCCUCGGCCUAAUGAAGAAUGUCUACAGAUACUUGGGAAUGCAGAGAAAGGUGCAAAAUUCCUUAGUGAUGCUGAGAUCAUCCAAUUAGUCAAUGCUAAGCAUAUCCCAGCUUACAAAUUGGAAUCCCUGAUGGAAACCCAUGAACGAGGUGUAUCUAUUCGCCGACAGUUACUUUCCAAAAAACUUCCAGAGCCUUCUUCUCUCCAGUAUCUACCUUAUAGAGACUAUAAUUACUCCUUGGUGAUGGGAGCUUGUUGUGAGAAUGUUAUUGGGUAUAUGCCCAUUCCUGUUGGAGUGGCAGGACCUCUGUGCUUAGAUGGAAAAGAAUUUCAGGUUCCAAUGGCAACAACGGAAGGUUGCCUUGUGGCCAGCACUAACAGAGGCUGCAGAGCAAUAGGUCUUGGUGGAGGUGCCAGCAGCCGAAUCCUUGCAGAUGGGAUGACUCGGGGCCCAGUGGUACGUCUUCCUCGUGCUUCUGACUCUGCAGAAGUGAAGGCCUGGCUUGAGACGCCUGAAGGGUUCAGACUGAUAAAGGAGGCAUUUGACAGCACCAGCAGAUUUGCACGUCUACAGAAACUUCAUAUGGGUGUGGCUGGGCGCAACCUUUAUAUUCGUUUCCAGGCAAAAUCAGGUGAUGCCAUGGGAAUGAACAUGAUUUCGAAGGGUACAGAGAAAGCACUUUCGAAACUCCAUGAGUAUUUCCCUGAAAUGCAGAUCCUAGCCGUUAGUGGUAACUAUUGUACCGACAAGAAACCUGCUGCUAUAAACUGGAUAGAGGGAAGAGGAAAAUCUGUUGUUUGUGAAGCUGUCAUUCCAGCCAAGGUUGUCAGAGAAGUAUUAAAGACUACGACAGAAGCCAUGGUUGAGGUCAAUAUUAACAAGAAUCUGGUGGGCUCUGCCAUGGCUGGGAGCAUCGGGGGCUACAAUGCCCACGCGGCCAACAUCGUCACUGCCAUCUACAUCGCCUGUGGACAGGAUGCAGCACAGAAUGUUGGUAGUUCCAACUGUAUUACUUUAAUGGAAGCGAGUGGUCCCACAAAUGAAGAUUUGUAUAUCAGUUGCACCAUGCCAUCUAUAGAAAUAGGAACUGUGGGUGGAGGGACCAACCUGCUCCCCCAGCAAGCCUGUUUGCAGAUGCUAGGUGUGCAAGGAGCAUGCAGAGACAAUCCUGGGGAAAAUGCCCGGCAGCUUGCCAGAAUUGUGUGUGGUACAGUCAUGGCUGGGGAGUUGUCACUGAUGGCAGCACUGGCAGCAGGACACCUGGUCAAAAGUCACAUGACUCACAACAGGUCAAAGAUAAAUUUACAAGACCUCCAAGGAACCUGCACUAAGAAGGCUGCUUGAAUAGCCUGACUGCUCCGAACUGAAACACGGGUGUUGGGGUCUAAAGGAUGAACAUAAAAUCUGUGAAUUAAAAAGCUCAAUGCACUGUUUUGUUGAGGAUGAAUAGAUGUGAUCAGUGAGGUGACUGCUUGGUGGUUGGCUCUUUCAGAAAAGUCUGAGGUCUUUCUUUCCAUGCAGACUCCUCAGAACUGUAGACAGGUUAGUGCUUUAUGUGCUGUGCUCUUUGGAAAGACUUCAACAUGAAUGUUACGCUUUAAAGCAUCACAGGUGGUAAUCUGCAGCUCAUUUCUGAAAGGGAAUACAAGCUGGAAAAAAGUGUUUUCUUUUGAUGAAAUUAAUGUAGUUCAUGGUGAUCAGUGUGAGACUGAUCGUCCUCCCACUACCCCCACCCCGGCUAAAAAUGAAUUUUUAAAUUAUAUUGUAGCUGACGAAACUCCUGAUUUCCUAGUUAAUUUAUAAAGCCGGGAUUGUAGAAUUUUAAGAAAUAAGAGCUGAGUUUAUUUUUUGUAAACUAAUCCUUCAUUUGGUGCUGGUCUAUUUUGAUUUCUUUUGGAGUAGCCAACAUGAUUCUUCAGAAGGGGACCUCCUUUCUUCAAGGGAAAAAUUAUUAUUAUUCCCCAACUACAGAAUAAUGUGCUAAGCAGUGCUAAAUAGUUCUCUCUCAAGAAAACAAAUCACUGCAUUUAUGUCUGCAGGCUAUUUAUUCAGAGAGGCUACCUGUCAAAAUAUAAAUGUUUGUCUAGAUUGGCUGUAACAAUCUUCCAACAUAAGGCUUUAAGAAACAGGGUUUUGUGCUCUUUAUUAAAGAUACAAGAACUCCUAAUAUUGCUUAGACAAAAGUGUUUAUCAAGCACAUACAAGUCUUAUCUUUCUCAAAACUCAGAGGGUAGAAGACUCAAGUUUGAAAGAAAAGUACCAUUUCUCUAAGACAAUUAAUUUCUUUAAAAGACAUUUAAUUUACCUGAAAAGAACUCGAUAGUUUUUGUAAAGAACUGUAUCAAAUCUCAUUAUGUUGUAAUAAGACUUCUUAUGCUAGUUUAUUGAAAGUGUUCAAGAAGUAAACAGACUUGUAUACUGGUAAAAUACUCUAAGCUUAGGUCAGAGAAGAUUGUGUUCUCUCAUCGUCCAGGAAGCCCUGGCUGGCUUGUCAAGCCUAAGGAAAGUGUGAGUCCGCCUUCAGAGCUGGCAAAGGCGCCGUAUGAAUGGCCCUGGAGGAGUGUCCUUGUUCCUGUGGCCAGGAGGUUGGCGACUGAAACACACAGGCCUUGUGAUGGACCCAUCAAAGCUCUUAGCUUUCUCAGGGGGUCAGCAGAGUUUUUGAAUGUUAAUUAUUUUUAAUGUACAAGUUUUGUAUAAGUAAUAAAAAAAACUCCUUAUUUUGUAUUACAUCUGAUGCUUCAAGUGUUGGUCUCGGAGAGCUGAUGGCUCAUGUAGAAGAUGGACUUUGAAAAACAUUCCAAUAAUGCCAUGGCAGCAUGGAGAGCCUCUGAAUGAUUGUGUCUGCAGUAUUGUUGUGGAAGAUUGACUUUUUCUGUUGUCUGUAAAGUUUAAAUUGCUUCUGUUGUGACUGUUCAGCCAAUGACUUAUUUAUCUGAACUUUUCAUGGAAGUGGCAGUGAAAAGUAUGUUGAGUCUUCAUUUUGGUGACUAUAACCAAUAUCGUCAAGCUAAAUUAAUGUUUUGUACAAUAACUAAAUUGUAUACACUUUGUUAUACUUUUUUUCCAGUUCCAGUAAAUUAUGCAAAGGAAGUUAAUACUGAUAAGUGUAAGCAGUAACCUUUUGUAUGGAUUAACCCUCGGCCCGAGGCCUGGAAGCUUGUAAAGUCUGGCCAGAGUGGGAACUAUAAUUCACUCUAGAUGUCCCAUGACCAUUUAUCAUUCUCCAUUAUAUUCUACAACUCUACAACAUUAAUGGCAGGCCGGUGUUAUAUGUGCAUUAAAAUUAUGUCAGUUUGAUUAGUUCA